Molecule: messenger RNA, 405 nt
Organism: Blepharisma stoltei
Lineage: Eukaryota; Ciliophora; Heterotrichea; Heterotrichida; Blepharismidae
Source: the annotation of a GenBank genome assembly
AUGUUUGUUAAUUAUUUAUCUCACCUUGAUGAUUCAGUUGAACUCAAUAAGCACAAAAAUAUUCAAUCUAGCAGAAUUCCAUUGAAAGUUAUCAAAGAGCAUUUACGACAGCCAUUUAGAUACAGCUUGUCAAUAUCUCCUCAUAAUGCUACAUGUAGACUUCCACAGAUAUCAAGCCACAGACUGAAAAUUUCAGUCGAUAUAAAUGAUUUUUCAAAUGAUUUAAGCAUAAAUAUUGAAAAAGAAAAAAAAUUGCCUUCUAUUACACCUAUAUCAAUGCAUAGUAAGCGUAAAUCAAGAAUUAAAAUUUUUAAACAGCUUGAAAAUAUAGAAAAAGAAGACGCUGAAAAUGAAAGCCCUAUUCAUCAAAGACUUCGCCCAAGACUAAACAAAGAAUUUUUGUAA